Messenger RNA from Chaetomium globosum CBS 148.51, 2583 nucleotides. RefSeq lists its product as uncharacterized. The transcript is spliced from 10 exons. Gene Ontology annotation, biological process: carbohydrate catabolic process; fungal-type cell wall biogenesis. Gene Ontology annotation, molecular function: heme binding; mannan endo-1,6-alpha-mannosidase activity; oxidoreductase activity, acting on paired donors, with incorporation or reduction of molecular oxygen, reduced flavin or flavoprotein as one donor, and incorporation of one atom of oxygen. NCBI's taxonomy places the organism in Eukaryota, Fungi, Ascomycota, Sordariomycetes, Sordariales, Chaetomiaceae. The record is from RefSeq and is a predicted model, not a curated record. The coding region runs from base 1 to 2583 and encodes 860 amino acids.
AUGUCAUUGUAUACAGGGAAUGAUCUAGGGGGAGUCCCUGGUCUCUUGCCCAAGCCAUACUAUUGGUGGGAAGCGGGCGCUCUGAUGGGUUCGUUGGUAGACUACUGGUACUACACAGGCGACACACGAUGGAACGACGUUGCUGAAGAAGGAUUGCUUUUCCAAGUCGGGCCGAACAACGAUUACAUGCCGCCGAAUCAGACCAUGACCGAGGGAAAUGAUGACCAGGGGUUUUGGGGCAUGGCGGCACUGACAGCAGCAGAAAACAACUUCCAAAACCCGCCGCCGGGGAAACCUCAAUGGUUGGCCCUCGCUCAAGCCGUCUUCAACACGCAAGCUGCCCGUUGGGAGAACCAGGACUGUGGCGGCGGCCUGCGAUGGCAGAUCUUCCCCUGGAACAACGGAUACAAUUACAAGAAUUCCAUCUCCCAAGCCUGCUUCUUCAACAUUGCCGCACGCCUCGCUCGGUACACCGGGAACCAGUCGUACGCGGACUGGGCCGAUCGGACCUGGGAUUGGAUGGCUGCCACGCAGCUUCUGGAUUCAAGAACAUACUCCAUCUACGACGGUAUGCACGUCGAGGACUGUUCCGUGAUCACUCCCUACCAAUGGACCUACAACGCUGGAGCCUUCCUGUUAGGAGCUGCCGCUAUGCACAACUACAGCACCAGCCCUGCCCAAGCCGAGACCUGGCGCAAGCGGAUCGAUGGCCUUCUCAACGGCACCCAGGUAUUUUUCACAGGAAAUGACAAGAGCAUCAUGACCGAGGUGGCCUGCGAGCCCGUUGAUCUAUGCGAUCUCGACCAGCAGAGCUUCAAGGCCUACCUCUCCCGUUGGAUGGCGGCGACCACCAAGUGGGCGCCCUGGACAUACGACCGCAUAAAGCCCCUACUGGAGUCGUCGGCCAUCGCGGCUGUCUCGACUUGCACCGGCGGUGGCAACGGGCGCAUGUGCGGUCUGAAGUGGGACACAGGGAAAUGGGACAACAGCACGGGCGUCGGCCAGCAAAUGGCGGCCAUGGAAGUCGUCCUAGCUAACACGAUUCAGCACUCCCCGUCACCGGUGACGGACUGGGACGGCGGGACGAGUGUGGGCGACCCCGGCGCGGGUGGCGCCGAUGUCGGGCGGAAGAACCGGGCAUUUCCGCCCGUUUCAACCGCCGAGAGGGCUGGAGCAGAAACGCCACCCCGUGUGGGGAGCAGGAGUAGGGCCGCAGGUCGGUGUGUGCAAGGUAGCUCGAUACGCACCUACAAGUUAAUGGCGGGGUUGGAUAAGUACCGAAGCCGUUUCGCAUCAUGCGGGACCACUCAUUCCACUCUCCUCCUGGGAAAGUGGCUGCUUAUGACCAACGAAGCCGAGAAUAUCAAGACAAUCCUCGGCACCAAGAUGGAAGAUUGGCCCAUCGACGGACCUCGACUCCUCUCUACACUUCCAGUCCUCGGCCCGGAUAGCAUCUUCACUAGCAACGGCGAACCGUGGCAUAAGGCACGGUCUAUGCUAAAGCCUUCGUUUGUUCGGGAUCAGGUCGCCGACCUCCAUUGCUUCGAUCGGCAUAUUAGGAACAUGCUGGCUGCAAUCUCCGCUGAGGGUACCACUUUCGACAUUCAGAGCCUUCUAUUUGACAUGACCAUGGACUCAUCCACGGAUUUCCUGCUCGGUUACUCGACCAACCUACUGACUAAGGCUUCGCCAGAGGCCCAGAAGUUUGUCCGGGAUUUCGAAUACGCGGGCCGGGAGAGCGCUAAGAAGGCCCGUCUCGGACCCAUUCUGUACCACCUGCCGCACCGAAAACUUCGAAAAGCGGUUCGGGGAUUGCGGGAGUACGUCCGGUUCUACCUAGAAAGAGCAAUUGCCGAGAAAGAGGGAGAGGGAGGCCAGGUGAGAGACCGAAGUUAUGUCUUUCUCGACGAACUUCUCAAGGCCGAGCCCCCCGAGGACUACACGGUUGACCAAAUUCUUUCCAUCCUCAUUGCCGGACGGGAUACCACCGCGACCGCCAUGUCAUCCGUGUUUUACUUCUUGGCACGAAAUCCUCGCGUAGUAGAGAAACUGAGGAUGGAAAUAGGGAGUGUGGGCGAGGAGACGCCAACAUGGGAGCAACUCAAGCACAUGAAGUACCUAAACAACGUGAUCAAAGAGGCGCUACGUCUCUUCAGCCCCGUAGCAACGAACUCUAGGACGGCAAACAAGGAGACCAUCUUACCACGGGGCGGUGGUAAAGACGGCAGCCAACCGAUACUUAUUGCGAAAGGUACUCCGGUGCGGUGGUCAAGUCACGGACUGCACCGGAACAAGGACGUGUUCGGGCCAGAUGCUGACGAGUUCCGCCCGGAGCGAUGGGAGUCCGAUCUUCGCGCCAGGUACAGAUCCCCUCCCCCUCCGUCCUACAUCCCGUUUAGUGGUGGGCCGCGGAUCUGUCUUGGCCAGCAAUUCGCCCUUACUCAGAUUGCCUACACCCUGUUCAGGUUCUUUAGGACUUUUCGCGCGAUCGAGGCUCGAGACUCUGGGCCGUACCUGCUGCAAACCAACCUUACCAUUUCAUUCCCUUAUGGUUGUUUGGUAAGAAAGCACCAAACUUUCUAA